This is a messenger RNA of Dryobates pubescens (Downy woodpecker), 733 nucleotides long. It is a transcript of the gene COMMD7, whose product is annotated as COMM domain containing 7. NCBI's taxonomy places the organism in Eukaryota, Metazoa, Chordata, Aves, Piciformes, Picidae. The transcript has 9 exons. The coding region runs from base 35 to 637 and encodes 200 amino acids. The record is from RefSeq and is a predicted model, not a curated record. Gene Ontology annotation, molecular function: NF-kappaB binding. Gene Ontology annotation, biological process: tumor necrosis factor-mediated signaling pathway; negative regulation of DNA-templated transcription.
CGGAGCCGGAGCCGCCGCUGCCGCCGGAGCCGCCAUGGGGCUGCUCAACUUCACCCGAGACCCGGUGCCGGAGGCGGUGAGCGGCGACAUGCACAACCUCAACCAGCUCAGCGCCCAGCAAUUCUCAGACCUGACUGAAGUGCUCUUCCGCUUCCUCACGGAGCCCAAGGAGGUGGAAAGGUUCCUGACUCAGCUCUCAGACUUUGCCACCAUGAAUAAAAUCAGCUUGGGCCCCCUGAAGAACAUCGUCAAGAGCAUUCUGCUGGUACCCAGCGGUGCCCUGAAGAGGAAUUUGUCUCCUGAACAAGUCAGAGCAGACUUUAUUGCUCUAGGCCUCAGUGAGGAGAAAGCCUCUUACUUUGCAGAGCAGUGGAAGGUGAAUUCCCCCACCCUGACAGGCCUGGCUGUUGGUCAGACCCUGAUGAUCAACCAGCUGAUAGACAUGGAGUGGAAGUUUGGAGUGACUGCUGGCAGCAGUGAGCUGGAAAAAGUGGGGAGCAUCUUCUUACAGCUGAAGCUGGUGAUUAAAAAAGGGAACCAAACAGAAAACGUUUACAUAGAGUUAACUUUGCCCCAGUUCUACAGUUUUCUGCAUGAAAUGGAGAGGGUCAAAACCAGCCUGGAAAGCUUCAGCUGAAACUGCCUGGGCCUGACCUCACAUCUCUGCAGGAUGUUUGGUUUCUCCCCUGGCCCUGCAGAGCUGCUCCUGAUAAGGGCAGUAGGCAAGGCUGAG